Molecule: messenger RNA, 651 nt
Organism: Colletotrichum abscissum
Lineage: Eukaryota; Fungi; Ascomycota; Sordariomycetes; Glomerellales; Glomerellaceae
Exons: 1
Coding region: 1-651 (216 amino acids)
Source: RefSeq, a predicted model, not a curated record
AUGACUACCUUGCCCACCAUAGCGCCAACCGAACGUGCCGAUUCCCUCAGUGUGCAAAACCACCGUCGCUUAACCGGUGCGCAUUUUCGAGGCCAUGGACCUGCAAGCAAGGAAUGUGCAAGACAGCUGUCGACUAGACUGGCCAAGGGACAAGUUUUUGAUCGCCCUCCCACGCUUGCUAGAGCGGCUGGCGUACCUUGCAUGACGCCUCCGAGUGGCGCAUUUGAGUCAGCUCGACAGACCGGCCUCACACCGCACUGCAGAUUGGACAAAAGGCAGCCAAAUUCCGAUGAUUCCUCGGUGAAGUCGGGAGCCUUUGCUGCUCGCACCCUCGCUUCGGCCAGUCGCCCAUCCGAAUCCUGCACCACCCUCAGCCUCAGAAAUGGAAGAUCGCCACGGUGCAUGAACCGCUGCGAGAUGGGCAUGCAGCACACUCGUCUUACGGCUAUGAGGCCUCUGACCUCUCCAACCUUCCUGACUUCUCCGAGAAACCCCCCGAAACCUCGCGAAAUACGAAGCAGCUCGAAUGAGGCCCGUAUUGAAGUGGAAAUGUCGAUAGUUUGUCCGAAUAACCCUGGUUUCUUUCCAAGGUCCUGUCUUGACUUAAAACAAGUCAGCUGGUUGCCCGACUGUGUACACAUUGCGUCAUGA